CAGGGACGAUGCUCAAGGGAGAACUGCAAAUAUCUUCAUCCGCCAACGCAUCUAAAAACCCAGCUAGAAAUAAAUGGCAGGAACAAUCUUAUUCAGCAGAAAACAGCUGCUGCCAUGCUUGCCCAGCAGAUGCAGUUCAUGUUCCCGGGUACACAGCUGCAGCCAGUGCCCACAUUUCCUGUAGGUCCAGCAUUAGGAACAAAUACCGCUAUUAGCUUUGCUCCAUAUCUUACUCAAGUGACACCAGGUGUUGGAUUGGUUCCAACUGAAAUACUGCCCUCUACACCUGUUAUUGUUCCGGGAAGUCCACCUGUAUCAGUCGCUGGUUCUACUGCUACUCAGAAACUUCUCAGGACAGAUAAAUUGGAGGUAUGCAGGGAGUUUCAGAGAGGAAACUGUGCACGGGGAGAGACUGAUUGCCGCUUUGCUCACCCAGCAGACAGCACGAUGAUUGAUACAAAUGAUAACACUGUAACCGUUUGUAUGGAUUACAUUAAGGGUCGCUGCAUGAGGGAGAAAUGCAAAUAUUUUCACCCUCCUGCACAUUUGCAGGCCAAAAUCAAAGCUGCACAACAUCAAGCCAACCAGGCUGCAGUAGCAGCACAAGCAGCUGCUGCAGCUGCAACAGUGAUGACGCAGUCGACUGCCAAAGCAAUGAAGCGACCUCUCGAAGCAACUGUAGAUCUGGCUUUUCCACCUGGUGUCCUUCACCCUUUACCAAAGAGACCAGCUCUAGAAAAAAGCAAUGGUGCCAGCGCACUUUUUAACCCUAGUGUCUUGCACUACCAACAGGCUCUGGCCAGCGCACAGUUGCAGCAGCCUGCAGCAUUUUUUUCCAGCAGGGUCAGUUUUGUGCAUGACACCAGCUACCAGUAUUGUACCCAUGAUGCACAGCGCUUCGUCCGCCACUGUCUCUGCAGCAACAACUCCUGCAACAAAGUGUCCCCUUCGCCGCAACAGCCACAGCCAAUCAGG
Molecule: messenger RNA, 975 nt
Organism: Staurois parvus
Lineage: Eukaryota; Metazoa; Chordata; Amphibia; Anura; Ranidae
Source: the annotation of a GenBank genome assembly